This is a messenger RNA of Phlebotomus papatasi, 4318 nucleotides long. RefSeq names its product bcl-2-related ovarian killer protein homolog B-like. The record is from RefSeq and is a predicted model, not a curated record. Lineage: Eukaryota; Metazoa; Arthropoda; Insecta; Diptera; Psychodidae. Gene Ontology annotation, molecular function: protein heterodimerization activity; protein homodimerization activity. Gene Ontology annotation, cellular component: mitochondrial outer membrane. Bases 1 to 771 code for a protein of 256 amino acids. The transcript has 3 exons. Gene Ontology annotation, biological process: extrinsic apoptotic signaling pathway in absence of ligand; regulation of apoptotic process; intrinsic apoptotic signaling pathway in response to DNA damage.
AUGAAUGGAACCCAAAACAUCAGUAGCGCCCUCAAUUGGGGGAGACGAGAAGAAAAGUGUGAGAGUGACACCGUUUGUAUGAGUGACAAUCACGAAUUUUCGUCUUGCGAUCCGGGAGAAUGGAAAAAGCGGAAAAAAGUGAAUUAUUUAAUGGUAUCACCACAGGAUAUUGUUGCACAGGGAAAAUGUCUCUGUCUACAGUACAUCCGUUUCCGUCUCAAGAGAUCAGGUGCACUCAAUCGGAAGGUAAUUCAGAGACUCAGAACAAUAACUAUCGAUACACCGUCCACUUCCACAGUCAUCAGGGAUGUCUUUCCCAUCUUAAACGGGUUGGGCGAAGAAUUGGAGAGGAUGCAUCCUCGGGUCUACAGCAACGUCGGACGCCAAUUGUCUCGAGCCUGGGCCGAUUUGCCCGAGGCUGAGACACUCUCAGUGCUCCUGGCAGAAGUGGCCAAGGAGCUGUUCAGGGGAGGAGCCUCCUGGGCACGCGUAAUCUCCUUCUGUGCCGUGAUAGGAGGCGUUGCCCUGGAUUGUGUUCGUCUGGGCAGAGCAGAUGCUCUUCCCAGGCUAGUUGAGGUCUUUGGGCAUGUGGUAGAAGAGGAUCUGAUGGUUUGGUUAGAGGCAAAAGGUGGCUGGAAGGGUUUACUGGCUGUCCGAGCAGCUGGAGCAGAGUGUACAUUGAUGGGAUGGCUCUCCAUUGGAGUAGCUUUCCUCAGUGCCAUCUACUUGGCCUCGUGUAUUCUGGAUUCUGUCAGGAGGCUCAUCUUCUAACAAAAUUUUAGAAAUUUAUAGGUAAGUAGACGCUUUCGACAGAUUAUUCGUGAUAAAAGAAUAUUCUUUAUCCAGACUUAAAAGACUAAAAGAUCCAGCGGAACUUGGAUAAUCUCAAUAAAUAUUUAUCAUAUUUUCGGAAUCUUCAUUAAAUCAAGCUUUUCCGUUUAUCCCGUUUAUCCAGUCUGAAAGAAUAUUUUUACGAAAUUGAAGCUGGAUAAUAAAAUAAAUGGAUAAUAACGAUUAAUACUCUUUAUUCUGCUUUGGAGUAGGCUUUAUAAAUUAAAAAAUAUCCAUCAGUUCAUUAAUAGUUUUUUUUAUCUUAUCCUGUUAUCCAAAGUGUAUCCUGUUAUCCAAAGUGUCUUGGCUAAACAUUGAUAAAAUAAAGCAAAGUUAUUCAGCAAGAUUUCAAUGAAAAAAGUAUUAUAAAAUAUCCGAAUUCGAUCAUGAACAAAAUUUUAAAAAAAGUUGGAUAAAAUAAGUUUAAAAGUAAAUUUUAAUAUUUUAAUUUGAUAUAAGGUAAAUGUACCAGCGAUCGUCAGUGUUCCUCGGAUCGGAAGGUUGUCCCGCGUAUCGACACCCCAAAGUAAAAUGUACUUUUGAAAAUUAUUCAUUGUAUUUUAGUAAUUUUCUUUAGCAAGAUGCAUCUCGAUAGCUCAUAUUUAAUCUACAGAACCAAUUUUAUCGUCGAGUUUCAAACAAAAUUGCUAUUAUUUACCUAAUUUAUUGAAUCACUACUGUAUCAGAGUCGUUAGCAAAAAACCCUCCAUUCAUCGCUUUCUUAAUAUUUCACGCGAGAAUUCGUCUGCAAGAAUAUGAGGAAUUAGGUUUGAUUAAAAUGAUUUACAAAUCUGUGUUAAUUAAAAAGUGAAUAUUCAGUGACUCUAAUCUCACUAUCAAUACACAUUUUUAAUUGUUUCGGUAAGGAAUAUUGAAAAUAAAUUAUUUUUUGCGAACAAGUACGUUUUCUUUCAUCUGUUCCUCGAAUCGGCACAUUUUUUUCGUGGAAAAUUGCGCUCAACGCGCUCAGCUGUCAUCUUCACAGCCAUUAUUAGAUGUUUUUGUUGUGAUAGAACAAUUUACCAGUGAAAGUUUCAUUAAAUUUAACAAUUUUAGAAGUAGUAUCAUGUGAAUACAUAGUACACAGUGUAAAGAUGACAAAGAAGCUUCAAUGAAGCCUUGUAGAGUGAUUUAGAUGCCAAGAAAGCAGAUGAAUCCUCAUCAAAAAUAUCUGCCGAUCCGUGGCUCAUCCCUUUCCGAUCCAUGGAACACCUGAUUAAGUCCCUUCCGAUCCGCGGAACACAUUGCAUCCUUACAAUUACACCUAUAUAUUAUUAAUUUCCGUAAUUAGCAAAAGUGUCAAUACACGAAAAUGAUUAAAUGGAUCACUAAUAUAUCAAUUGGCAUGUAAAAAAAUAACCAAAUAGUGUUUUGGAACUCAUAUAUUCAACUAAAUAUGGAGCACGUCUCUUAACAUUCCGAUCCGUGGUACACUUCCCUUAUUACUGCGUUAUCACACUUGCACAUUAAAAUUUUAAUGUGAUUCACAUUAAUUGUCGCUUGUGAGCGUCCAAACAUGUUAUUCGUGUCUUUGAGUCACUUAAUAUUUGGAUUUUUUUUUCUAUUUAUUGAUAAAGAAGUGGACUUGGCCUGCAAAAAUAAGUUUAAAUUUACAUAAAGCAUAAAUAUUUUUUACAUUAAAAAAUUAAAGAGAAAAUCGCAUUAAUUUUUCGCAUUAAUGCUAUAAAUCAAUUUAUAUCAAAUUUUGCGGGCCAAGUCUAAAGUCUACCUUUUUAUCAACAAAUACAUCAAAUUUUGAAUAUAAAAUGAUUGAAACACACAAAUUACACAUUUAGACUCUCACCAGCGACAAUUAAUGUGAAUCAUAUUAAAAUUUUAAUGUGCAAGUGUGAUAAAACAGUUAUAUCUUCUCAUUUCUAUGCAUUAAACUUUUCCUUAAAAUGAGCAUCCGAGUUUGAUCGAAUUCAACGGAGUUAGAAAAAAGCAUCGCAGUAACGUUCUUGCGCAUAUAUUAAUAUUAUUAUUAUUUUAUUAAUUUUCCUCAAUAUUAUUGCUAAAAUUCUUUUUCUAUCAUGAUUCUAAACGAAACAAAGAAUAAUUCUUUUGAUUUGGAAUGGGUAAAAAAAAUACUUCAUCAGUCCAAAAACAAGUUUUAAAGUCGCACUCUAUGAAAAGCAUCGGAAUUACCUCUCUUUACUAUAAUCCCAACUAUAAAAAUACUAUUAAAUUUUUCACUUUGAAAUUUUAAAUGCUUUUUUUUGUUUAAAAAAGAUCUCGAACACUAUUUUUUUUUAAUUUUUCCUUAUUUUUUUAUUAUCAAUUGAACAAACUGACUGAACCGACUGAACAAAUGUUUAAAAUUCGAACAAAUCUCCCUUGGAUAGAAGAAAAUGCCAUCUAGAAUUUAUUCAAAAUCCCGGAUAAACUAGAACGCUGAGAAAUUAAUUUUUUUUCAAAAAUUUCUUUAAAAAAUUACUGAUAAAUUUGAAAAAAAAAUGUUGAAUAUUAAUUUCUUUUGUAACAAAUAUUUACGAGGCUAAUAUUAGAUAAAUUUUAUUAAAAAAUGCAUUUGACUAAUAUUAAAUAUUGUAAUUCAUCAGGGAAGGCUUUUAUCCCAGACAUCCCAGAAUGCUUUAUCCAAGGAUAAAUCGUAACCCUGCUCAAUCUAUCUUGGAUAACUUUUUUAAUUAACCUGCAAUCCUGUAAAAAGGAGAUUAGGUAUUUCAUUAAAUCUAACAGAAUUUAGAGCCUUUUAAAGAAUUUUUAUUUAAAAAAGUUCAAUUUUUCAAAAUAUGAAAUAAAUUUAAAUUUUACUCGAAUUGUCGAACCAAUUGUGUUUAUCUGCCGUAUAAAAUACUUGAUAACACUGAAUACUCCUCAAUUUAGGACUAAGAAUUCAAGUAUUUGUAUUUUACCUGUUAUCCAAGACUUGGAUAAAGCAACCCAGUACUCAAACCAUCUUGGAUAAGCUUUUCUAUCAAAUUACAGUGUUUCAAAGUAGGCGUCUACACAUUGGGAGCAAUUUUCGUCAAAAAUUGCGUUUUUGACAGAAAUUUGACGUUUCCCCCUACAACGCCGCAGGGAACUUCCUUCAAAAAAGCAAUUUUUGACAAAAAUUGCUCCCAAUGUGUAGAGGCCAUAAUGUUACAUAUCCACAAUUUUAUUAUCCUUACCGAUUAUCGAAUUCGGAUAAAUAAGAACACAAUGCACAGUCUUUUAGUAAAAUUUUAUUAAUAAAAGUGCAAUUUUUCUAACUUAACUCAACUGAAGAUAGAGUCUGGAUAAAGUCAAUCCAAUGCUCAAAUUACCUUGGAUAACGUAUUAAAUACUGUUAUUCAAACCCAGAAUUGUGAAUAAUCAACGAGAAAGCGUCUACUUAAAAAAAGAAAGUCCUAUUCUAAUAUUAUUUUUAUAAAUAUUUUCUGUUAUCCGUUGGGAUAAAAAAGAUCCUGGCAUUUGUUGAAAAUUUGUGUAAAGUAUAAAACGUUUUUUGUUAGGGAAAAUAUAUAUAUUUUUUGGGGUAAAA